ACCGAAAAUAUAUUUCCGUUUUUCCCUUCCCUUCUUAAAGACGAACGCUCUCUCUUCUUCCUCUUCGUCUUCGUCUUCGUCUUCUCUCGAAUGUUAUGAAACAAACCCAGAACGAUUCUCGAUUCACCCAUUCUUAAUCCUCUCCAGAUUCACCCAAAGUUCGAAUCUUUUCGUCAAAAUAUGUUACCGGAGUCCUGGAAAGACCAGCUGAGCCUGGUCUCGGCCGAUGACUACCAGAUCAUGGGCAACCGGAUCCCCAAUGCCGUCACGAAGCUUCCGGGUCUCGAGACCAUCGACGGAGACGGCGGAAACGGCGGCGCGUGGGUCUCAAAGCCGAGACGCAUCGUGGUAACCAACCAGCUCCCGAUUCGCGCUCACAGAGACAUUUCGUCGAACGAGUGGCGCUUCGAGUUUGACAAUGACAGUCUCUACCUACAGCUCAAAGACGGGUUCCCUCCGGAGACUGAAGUCUUCUACGUCGGAUCCUUAAACGCCGACGUUUCGCCAUCCGAGCAGGACGACGUCUCUCAGCACCUUCUAGAGAAGUUCCAGUGCGUCCCUACCUUCUUGCCCAGUGACUUGCUCAACAAGUAUUACCACGGCUUCUGCAAACACUACCUCUGGCCCAUCUUUCACUACCUCCUCCCCAUGACUCAGGCCCAGGGAUCCCUCUUCGACAGAGCGAACUGGAAGGCCUACACCAAGGUCAACAAGAUCUUCGCUGAUAAGAUCUCGGAAGUGCUUAACCCGGACGAGGAUUACGUCUGGAUCCACGACUACCAUCUCAUGAUCUUACCUACUUUCCUCAGGAAGAGGUUUCACCGCAUAAAGCUUGGGUUUUUCCUCCACAGCCCAUUCCCUUCCUCCGAGAUUUACCGUACCCUUCCAGUGAGAGACGAGAUCCUCAAAGGGUUUCUCAACUGCGACUUGAUAGGGUUCCACACGUUCGACUACGCUAGGCAUUUCUUGUCUUGUUGUAGUAGGAUGCUUGGUCUUGAUUAUGAGUCGAAGAGAGGGUACAUUGGUCUUGAGUACUUUGGGAGGACGGUGAGCAUCAAGAUUUUGCCGGUUGGGAUCCACAUGGGGCAGAUUGAGUCGAUUAAGGUCGCGGAAGAGACUGCGGAGAAAGUGAAGGGGUUGAGAGAGAGGUUCAGAGGGAAUGUUGUGAUGCUUGGUGUGGAUGAUUUGGAUAUGUUCAAAGGUAUUAGUUUGAAGUUCUGGGCGAUGGGGCAGCUUCUUGAACAGAACAAAGAGCUUCGUGGGAGAGUGGUUCUGGUGCAGAUUACUAAUCCUGCUCGGAGUUCAGGUAAGGAUGUUCAGGAUGUGGAGACGCAGAUACACUUGAUUGCUGAUGAGGUGAAUAGUAAGUUUGGGGGACCUGGUGGUUAUAAGCCUAUUGUGUUUGUGAAUGGACCUGUUAGUACUUUGGAUAAAGUAGCUUACUACGCUAUCUCGGAGUGUGUUGUGGUGAAUGCUGUGAGAGACGGGAUGAAUCUGGUGCCUUACAAGUACACAGUGACUAGGCAAGGGAGCCCUGUUUUGGAUGAAGCGUUAGGUUUUGGGCCUGAGGAUGUUAGGAAGAGUGUCAUUAUAGUUUCUGAGUUCAUUGGUUGCUCUCCAUCUCUGAGUGGGGCGAUACGUGUUAAUCCGUGGAACAUCGAUGCGGUCACUGAUGCCAUGAACUCUGCCAUCACAAUGUCGGAUAUAGAGAAGAACUUGCGCCACAAGAAGCAUCACAAGUACAUAAGCUCUCACGACGUGGCCUACUGGUCGCGUAGCUACGACCAAGAUCUUCAGAGGGCGUGCAAGGAUCAUUACAACAAGAGGUUCUGGGGAGUUGGACUCGGUCUUGGGUUCAGGGUUGUUGCGUUAGACCCGAACUUCAGGAAACUCGGUGUUGAAACCAUAGUCCCUGCGUAUAAGAAAACAAGCAGCAGGUUGAUUCUAUUGGAUUAUGAUGGAACAAUGAUGGAUCAGGAUACUUUGGAUAAGAAGCCAAGUGAUGAUCUCAUCUCGCUUCUCAACCGUUUGUGUGGCGACCCCAACAAUCUAGUCUUUAUUGUCAGUGGUCGAGGUAAGGACCCUCUUAGCAAAUGGUUUGGUUCUUGCGCAAAUCUCGGUAUCUCAGCUGAGCAUGGUUAUUUCACUAGAUGGAACAGUGAUUCCCCAUGGGAGACAAGUGUACUGCCCACCGAUUUAGGGUGGAAGAAGAUAGCUGAACCAGUGAUGAAACACUACACAGAAGCAACUGAUGGAUCAUUCAUAGAGGAGAAAGAGAGUGCAAUGGUGUGGCACCACCAAGAAGCUGACCCUUCUUUCGGUUCUUGGCAAGCUAAGGAGCUUCUUGAUCAUCUAGAGAGCGUACUCGCCAACGAGCCUGUUGUUGUCAAGAGAGGCCAGCACAUCGUAGAAGUUAAACCUCAGGGAGUAAGCAAAGGAAAGGUGGUGGAGCAUUUGAUAGCAACAAUGAGGAACAGCAAAGGGAAGAGACCGGACUUUCUGUUGUGCAUUGGUGAUGACAGGUCGGAUGAAGACAUGUUUGAUAGCAUAGUGAAGCACCAAGAUGUUUCCCCAAUCGCUUUUGCAGAGGUGUUUGCGUGCACGGUGGGUCAGAAACCGAGCAAGGCCAAGUACUAUCUCGAUGAUACGCCAAUGGUGAUCAAUAUGCUGGAAUGGUUGGCCUCAUCCUCAGAUAAGUCAAAGGAUGGUGAACAACAGAGCAAGUUCACUUUUCAACAGGGGCAUUGUCGAAACGAAAUCAUAGAUCUUUGAAAAGGGGUUUGUUUUUAGAGAUUUCAUGUUGUGAAAUUAAAAAAAAAAAGGAUGGUAGGAUUUGAUAUCAUGAAAGGGUUCUUUUAGGGUUUGGUUAUUAUGCCUUUGUACAGAGUAUCUUGAAACUGGUCCAAUUUGGGAGGCUUUGCCCCCUAUGUGAGAUGCUUAUACAUAGAAAAGGAAAUAGAUAUGCUAUGAAAUUCAUUUCAA
This is a messenger RNA of Raphanus sativus (radish), 2982 nucleotides long. Its product is annotated as probable alpha,alpha-trehalose-phosphate synthase [UDP-forming] 11. The coding region runs from base 181 to 2772 and encodes 863 amino acids. Gene Ontology annotation, molecular function: catalytic activity. Gene Ontology annotation, biological process: trehalose biosynthetic process. The transcript has 3 exons. Gene Ontology annotation, cellular component: cytosol. Lineage: Eukaryota; Viridiplantae; Streptophyta; Magnoliopsida; Brassicales; Brassicaceae. The record is from RefSeq and is a predicted model, not a curated record.